Thermothielavioides terrestris NRRL 8126 is the source of this 1029-nucleotide messenger RNA. RefSeq lists its product as uncharacterized. The transcript is spliced from 3 exons. The record is from RefSeq and is a predicted model, not a curated record. Gene Ontology annotation, molecular function: arylformamidase activity. Bases 1 to 1029 code for a protein of 342 amino acids. NCBI's taxonomy places the organism in Eukaryota, Fungi, Ascomycota, Sordariomycetes, Sordariales, Chaetomiaceae.
AUGCCAACCCCCGGCAGCAGCGCGGACUGGGCCGCAUGGGCGUCGGUGCCCUGGACGCGACAAACCGACGACGACAGCACCGGCGCUGGCACUGCCGCCACCAUCGGCUGGCGCAAGACCGGCGUGCCGUACCUCCCGCUCGGCACGGCCGGCGCCCAGCAGACUCUCGACUUGUGGCUGCCCGCCGCCGACACUUCGCCCAAUGCCCCGCUCCCCGCCGCCGACUCCCUCCCGCGCCGCCCCGGCGGCGGCACCUGGAUCGUCUUCAUCCACGGCGGAGCCUGGCGCGACCCGCUGAUCACCGCGUCCUCCUUCACGCCCGCCGCCACCAACCUACUCCGCCGUGCCACCACCACCACCACCACCACUACCGAGCCCAACAUCGCCGGCCUCGUCUCCCUCAACUACCGCCUCUCCCCGCACCCGGCCGCACCAUCCCAAACGGCCCGCCACCCAGACCACAUCGCCGACGUGCUCGCCGCGCUGGCCUUCCUCCGCCGGCUGGACAUCCUCGCCGCCGGCUGGAUCCUAGCAGGCCACUCCUGCGGCGCCACCCUGGCUCUGCAAGCCGUCAUGUCCCCAGCGCGCUGGGGCCUCCCCGUCUCCGUCCCCGUCCCGUUGCCCGGGCCGGUGCCCAAGCCCGCCGUGGUGGUCGGCUUCAGCGGGCUGUACGACCUGGCCGGGUUUGUGGCGCGGCCGCCGGCGGGGUACGCGCACCUGCGCGAGGCGUACCGGGCGUUUACCGCGGGCGCGUUCGGGCCCGACGAGGCGGUCUGGCGCGCCGUGUGUCCUGCCACUUGUGAGGGGCGCUGGGUGCGGGAGUGGAGAGCAAGGGGAAUGGUGGUGUUGGUGCAGAGUCGCCAGGAUACCCUCGUGCCGUAUCAGCAGCUGGAGGCGAUGAGGGCGCGGCUGGAAGGGGAGGAGGCGGCCGAGGUGAGGGUUAUGGAGGCCGGAGGGGACCACGAUGAGAUCUGGCAGGAGGGCGGGCGGAUGGCGGAGGUGUUGUGGGAGGUUGCGGGUGAUCUGUGA